Austrofundulus limnaeus is the source of this 1213-nucleotide messenger RNA. Its product is annotated as cytochrome P450 2J6. Gene Ontology annotation, biological process: xenobiotic metabolic process. NCBI's taxonomy places the organism in Eukaryota, Metazoa, Chordata, Actinopteri, Cyprinodontiformes, Rivulidae. Gene Ontology annotation, cellular component: intracellular membrane-bounded organelle; cytoplasm. The record is from RefSeq and is a predicted model, not a curated record. Gene Ontology annotation, molecular function: heme binding; oxidoreductase activity, acting on paired donors, with incorporation or reduction of molecular oxygen, reduced flavin or flavoprotein as one donor, and incorporation of one atom of oxygen; iron ion binding.
UCCAGCACCAUGUUGGUCUCCAUAGUUCUGCUGUGGUUCUGUUUCUGCUUCAUUCUCUUUCAACUUAAAGCUCGGAGACCCAAGAACUUCCCACCAGGACCCCCCAUCCUGCCGGUACUGGGGAACUUCUUUCACCUGGCCUCAAAGAACCCCCUGAAGAACCUUGAAAAGCUCAGACAGACCUAUGGAAAUGUCUACAGUCUGUUCCUUGGUACCAGACCAGCUGUGGUCAUCAGUGGGUUGAAGGCCAUGAAGGAGGCCAUGUUGGUUAAAGCUACAGACUACGCUGGUCGACCUCAAGACAUAUUAAUUGUUGAUGUAGUUCAGCGUAAAGGAGUUAUUUUUGUCGAUUAUGGGCCUGUUUGGAGGGAACAUCGUCGUUUUGCAUUGAUGACUCUGAGAAAUUUUGGUCUGGGAAAGAAAUCCAUGGAGGAGAGAAUUCAUCAAGAGAUUCAGUUCACCRUUAAAACACUGGAAAAGAGCGUUGGUAAAACUCUGAGUCCUCAAAUGAUGUUCCAUAAYGCAGCYUCCAACAUCAUCUGUAARGUUCUGUUUGGAACCCGUUAUGAGUACGAAGAUGAAACCAUCAAAAAGGUUGUUCGAUGGUUCACAGARAUGACUAAAAUAGCCAAUGGACCAUGGGCCAUGCUGUACGACGCAGUUCCAUAUGUUUCUUACCUGCCGCUGCCCUUCAAAAAGAUUUUUAAGAACAUGGAGCUGUACCUCGACUUUUCAAAUGGUUUGAUGAACGAGCACAAGAGGACCAGGACCCCUGGAGAACCUCAAGACUUUGUGGACUGCUACCUGGAUGAACUGGACAAACAGAAAAAAGAUUCUUCAUUUUCGGAGGAACAGCUCAGAAGGAUCACUUUUGAUCUUUAUAGUGCUGGAACUGACACCACCUCCAACACCCUUUUGACUGGGUUUCUGUACCUUAUAGUCCAUCCUCAGGUUCAAGAUCGAUGUCAGCAGGAGAUCGAUCGGGUUCUGGAUGGGAGGGAUCGGGUCAGUUUUGAGGACAGACACAACAUGCCUUACGUGCAGGCUGUGAUCCAUGAAGUCCAGAGGGUUGCCAACACUGUUCCUCUUAGUGUCUUCCACUGCUCCACUAAAGACACAGAGCUGAUGGGAUAUGACAUUCCCAAGGGUACCAUGGUCAUCCAGAACCUGGACUCAGUGCUGAGGGAGGAGGGUCAGUGGAAGUUCCCUCACG